AUGCCUCCCGGCCGCACUCUCCAUGCACGAGCGGUUUCGAAUGAGAAUGACGAGAAUAGUCGCUCGACGCGUAUGACCCGGGCCAAGGCAGCCGCGCUUGGCGCCGACGAGCUCGCCCUUCCUUCCAAAGGCGUCCAGACGAAAAUGACAACAAAUUCUCAAGCACAGGGCGUGCAAAGAAAACGUGCCGCUCUCGGCGAUGUCAGCAACGUUACAAAGGCGGAUGCCAUGGACGGAAAAAGCCUGCCUCUAGGGCCGGAUAACCUCGGAACCAUUGCGGAAAAAAUCCAUACGGACGAGAGACUCGCGUCUACUGAGGAUAACGACGUCAGCGCUCCAAAGGCUGAGCCUGGGGCUAGCCGGGUGGAGGCGACAUCCACCUCGGUUUUCCCUCCAGGAGUUACUGAUCCGGACCCGGAAGAUCUUGACGACCCUCUUAUGGUUGCCGAAUAUACCCAUGAAAUAUUCGAAUAUCUGCGCGACCUUGAAGUUAAAACAAUCCCCAAUCCAAACUACAUGGAUCAUCAAGACGAGCUGGAGUGGAAAAUGCGUGGCAUCUUGAUUGACUGGCUUAUCGAGGUUCAUACGCGCUUUCACCUAUUACCCGAGACCUUGUUCUUGGCCGUCAAUAUCAUUGACCGUUUCCUUUCGCAAAAAGUUGUCCAACUUGAUCGCCUACAACUCGUAGGUAUUACCGCCAUGUUCAUCGCCUCUAAAUAUGAGGAGGUUCUCUCCCCUCAUGUAGCGAAUUUUAGCCAUGUUGCCGACGAUGGUUUUUCUGAGGCCGAAAUCCUCGCUGCCGAACGGUUCAUUCUUAGCACCCUAAACUAUGACUUGAGCUAUCCGAAUCCCAUGAACUUUUGCGCCGCAUCUCGAAAGCGGAUAACUACGAUAUUCAGUCUCGGACUAUUGGCAAGUAUCUAA
This is a messenger RNA of Parascedosporium putredinis, 924 nucleotides long. NCBI's taxonomy places the organism in Eukaryota, Fungi, Ascomycota, Sordariomycetes, Microascales, Microascaceae. The record is from the annotation of a GenBank genome assembly.